UCUACCAUCACAUCUGCAAAGCAGAUCGGUUCUCCCCCCACCCUCCAGGAAACACCUCCAGGGAUCCACCGAGGAUUUUGCGCCCCCAGCGAUCCACCCACCCACCCACCUUCCCCCGCCAGCCCCCGUCCACACGGCGCCUUCCUCCCCUCCCCCUCGGUGCCGCAACUUUUCUCUCGCAUGAUCUCCGUCGCACGGAUUUGCCAUUCGGAUGCCGCCUCUUCGGGAACGGAGCUUGGAGGCGCUUUGAACCCGCCGCCGCCGCCGCCGCCGCCGCCGCCUCUCCUCCUCGCCGUCUUCCUCUUCCUCGUCCUCCAGUGCUAUGACAGGCAAACUCGUGGAGAAGCUGCCAGGGACCAUGAACACUUUGAUGAACCAGUUGCCUGACAAUUUGUACCCGGAGGAGAUCCCCAACUCGCUGAACCUUUUCUCGGGCAACGGCGAGGCUCACUACAAUAACCAGAUGGCGGCAGAUAAUGUUAUGGAUAUUGGCUUAGCCAACGACAAGGCCGGCCAGGACUUGUCGUCGUACUCGGGCUCCUUCCAGCCCGCGCCGGGGGGCAACAAGACGGUGACCUACCUGGGCAAGUUCGCCUUCGACUCGCCGUCCAACUGGUGCCAGGACAACAUCAUCAGCCUGAUGAGCGCCGGCAUCCUGGGGGUGCCGCCGCCGCCGCCGCCGCCCUCGUCCAGCGCGCAGGCCUCGACGGGCAGCAUGGUGCAGGUGCAGAGCCAGGCCGACGUGGAGGGCAUGUACCCGGCGCUGCCGCCGUACUCGGGCUGCGGCGACCUCUACCCGGGCGAGCCGGUGGCCUUCCACGACCCGCAGGCCAACGCGGGCCUGGCGUACUCGGCGCAGGACUACCAGGGCGCCAAGGCGGGCGGCGGGCUGGACGGCAACCUCUUCCCCAUGAUCCCGGACUACGGCCUGUACCACGGGCACCCCAGCGAGCUGGGCAGCCUCCCCGAGCACAAACCCUUCCAGAACCUGGACCCGAUCCGGGUCAACCCGCCGCCCAUCACGCCCCUGGAGACCAUCAAGGCCUUCAAGGACAAGCAGAUCCACCCGGGCUUCGGCGGCCUGCAGCCGCCGCCGCCGCCGCCGCUCACGCUCAAGCCCAUCCGGCCGCGCAAGUACCCCAACCGGCCCAGCAAGACGCCGCUGCACGAGCGGCCGCACGCCUGCCCGGCCGAGGGCUGCGACCGGCGCUUCUCGCGCUCCGACGAGCUGACGCGGCACCUGCGCAUCCACACGGGCCACAAGCCCUUCCAGUGCCGCAUCUGCAUGCGCAGCUUCAGCCGCAGCGACCACCUCACCACCCACAUCCGCACGCACACGGGCGAGAAGCCCUUCGCCUGCGAGUUCUGCGGGCGCAAGUUCGCGCGCAGCGACGAGCGCAAGCGGCACGCCAAGAUCCACCUCAAGCAGAAGGAGAAGAAGGCCGACAAGGGCUCCUCGGCCGCCGCCGCCGCCGCCGCCGCCUCUUCGGCGAGCCCGGCCGGGCCCGGCGGCGCCCCGCCCGCCGUGGCUUCGCUGGCGCCCGUGGUCACCACUUGCGCGUGACGCUACUCCCGCCCCGCCGAGCCCCAGUGCCUCCCGAGCCAGGCUGCCUUCGGCUGCGCCUUUGCGCAGGAGCCGCGCAGUGGCGGCGGCGGCGGCGGCGGCGGCGGGAGCGGCUGCUCGCCUCCCCGGGCUCCCGCUGGAGGGAUGCCGUUGCGCGCACACCUCCCGCCGCCGGCGACGUGGUGGCGGCGGGAGGGAGCCUUGAACUUUCCGCCGGAUCGUCUGGAUCCCAGGCGGCUUCGGAGGGGACGGGAAGCGGGGGCUGAGCCACUUCUCCCGGACGAACUGUCGUGGGCAGCGGGGGCGUGGGGGGCUCAGUCGGGCAUGUGUGAACCAGGGGCGGGGGGCGGGGGCGGCGACACGCAAAUGGACACGGGGACGCUUCCCUGGACCCCCCACCCCCGCUCCUAGACGCCCCCGGGGAUCUUCUUCCUCCUUCCCUUCUCCCUCGGUGGAGGGGGGCACCAAAGCGCAGUGCUUGCUGCCCGUGGAGACCGCGUGUGCACGCGUGUGUGCCUGUGUGUGUGCGUGUGCGUGGGCCAGCCUCUGGAGCUGAACUAGGCUGCUUU
Molecule: messenger RNA, 2133 nt
Organism: Elgaria multicarinata webbii
Lineage: Eukaryota; Metazoa; Chordata; Lepidosauria; Squamata; Anguidae
Gene: EGR3
Product: early growth response 3
Exons: 2
Coding region: 323-1564 (413 amino acids)
Biological process (GO): regulation of transcription by RNA polymerase II
Molecular function (GO): DNA-binding transcription factor activity, RNA polymerase II-specific; RNA polymerase II cis-regulatory region sequence-specific DNA binding
Source: RefSeq, a predicted model, not a curated record